Arvicanthis niloticus (Nile rat) is the source of this 1768-nucleotide messenger RNA. It is a transcript of the gene Znf707, whose product is annotated as zinc finger protein 707. The record is from RefSeq and is a predicted model, not a curated record. NCBI's taxonomy places the organism in Eukaryota, Metazoa, Chordata, Mammalia, Rodentia, Muridae. Gene Ontology annotation, molecular function: RNA polymerase II cis-regulatory region sequence-specific DNA binding; DNA-binding transcription factor activity, RNA polymerase II-specific. Gene Ontology annotation, biological process: regulation of transcription by RNA polymerase II.
UGACGGGUGAAACUGCAGGAGCUGGGGACUCCUCUGGAGCUGGACGGCAGUGCCGCUUUGAACUGCUCUGUUCCGCGCCACUGCGCUUGCGCUGAAACCGACCCUACCCCCGGCAUCCCCCGCGGCCUUCACAUGCGUCUUGCUGCCGCUGCUCCCGGUGAGGCUCUUCCCGAGCGGGCUAACGGCGAUGCCCCUCCGCAGGCCGUCCUGGAGCCGGCUGGGUGUGAGGUGCCAGUGACCUUCAGAGACGUGGCUGUGUACUUCUCCAGGGAAGAAUGGGAGUGUCUGAGUCCCAGCCAGAGGCUCCUCUACCACGAUGUAAUGCUGGAGAACUUCAGCAACCUGAGGCAGCUAGGAUGCUGUGUUCAGAAACCGGGCCUUAUUUCUCAUCUGGAACAAUGGGAUGAGCCAUGGGUUGACGAAUGGGACAGAUUUGAGUUCCUGGAAGGACAAAAAAGUGUCUACCCAGGAGGCAGAAAGUCUAUAGGUUGUAAGGUGGCUUCAGCUCCCCAGAGGACCCAUUCACAGACAGGAGCCAAGAGAGGAGCUACCUUGAGGAAGAAUGUCCUAAUGUCCGGUAAGGUGUGUCUUCCCAGAGCUACCUCUGGGAGGAGAAUGAACAAAAAGGAUGCUUUCCAGAACCAGAUGUAUGGAAAGUCCCUCAGGAAGCAGCCAGGCCUCAAGGAGCGGAGCAAGAGUGGUGCAGAGGGACAUCCAUUUAUCUGUGGCAUAUGUGGGAAGGCACUGAGCUGCCAUAGCCGACUGGCUGCCCACCAGACAGUACACACGGGAACCAGGUCUUUCGAGUGCCUGGAGUGUGGCCAGACGUUCCGCUGGGUUUCAAACCUUCUGCGCCACAAGAGAAAUCACACAAGUGAAAAGCCCUUCUGCUGUGAGGUAUGUGGACAGGCCUUCAGCUUGAAGGACCGCCUGGCACAGCAUCGCAAAAUCCACACUGAGCACCGGCCCUAUGUGUGCAGCGACUGUGGGAAGGCCUUCAAACAGAAGUCAAACCUUCUGAGGCACAAGCUUGUUCACACUGGAGAGAAGCCUUUCUACUGUGACAGCUGUGGCAAGGCCUUUCGGACUAAAGAGAACCUCACCCACCACCAGCGGAUUCACAGCGGAGAGAAGCCCUACACCUGUGGUGAGUGCGGAAAGGCCUUCAGGUGGCCCAAGGGCUUCAGCAUCCACCAGAGGCUGCACUUGGCCAAGAGGUUCUAUGAGUGUGAACAGUGUGGAAAAGGUUUCCGCCACCUGGGCUUCUUCACAAGACAUCAGAGAACUCACGGGCGAGGAGAAGUGUAGAGCUGCCUGUGGGCAGCUGGGUCUUCUGUGGGAAAGAACUACAGCGGGUGCUCUCAAGCUGUGGCCACAUACACGGUCUGUGAACCAGCAAUUUUCACUUUUUGCAAGUCUCUAAGGAAGUUCUAACACAGGGAAGGGAUCGGAGUUGGGCUGGCAGAGCCAGCAACAUCUGUUCCUUUGGUGCUCCUUGCCUCUGGCUACUUCAGCUAAGGAAUUUGCCCCUGUCCUGAGUGUCACUUGUAUGCACUUUAAUUCUUUUCUCUCUUAGCACUUCCACCUUGUCUCCUAUCUUGUAGGAGGAAGGUUUAAGGCUUGAGCAGAAGCAAAGCUUACUGUUGGAGCUGACAAGAUAGCCCAGAGGGCAAAGGCCUGCAGAGUCUGAUAAUUGAGUCUGAUUCCCAGGGAUCCACAUUGUGGGAGGAGAGAACCAAGCUGUCCUCUGACUUCCCUCGUUUGUGUG